UCUCUUCAAUCGAUUUCCCAAUUUGCAAUUGAAAGCUAACAAUGGCAAGCUGCGAUGAUUUAGCGCUGGACAUCGAGGAGCUGAAGCAGCUUCAAAGCAUCGCGAAGCGACCGCGCGUCGCUUCUCUCAUUUCCUCUGAGAUUCUCAACCUGGAGAAGCAAUUAUCGAAUGCAGCGUCUCGGAAAAUGCCUACUCCAGCUCCAGCAGUCGACACACCAGCCCCGAUUUCAAGUGCUCCGAAGGCUGUAUCCAGCAGCUCUUUGUUGAGUUAUGUUCCUCUCAGCUCCUUCAGCUGGGAUCAGGAUAAUGAUCAAGUAAAGAUUUAUAUACCGUUGGAAGGUGUCGAUCGAGAGAAAGUUGAGGCUGAUUUCAAGCCAAUGUCUGUUGAUAUCAAGCUACAUGACGUCCAAGGAAAGAACUAUCGUUGUGCAGUGCCAAAGCUCUGCAAAGAGAUCGCACCUGAGAAAUGCAAGUUCAUUGUGAAGCCAAAGAGAGUGGUUGUCGUUCUGGCCAAAGCUGCCAAGGGAAACUGGUUGGAUUUGCACUUCAAGGAAGAUAAGCUGAAGCCGCCGAGUUUGGACAAGGAGCGGGAUCCAAUGGCCGGGAUUAUGGACUUGAUGAAGAACAUGUACGAGGACGGUGAUGAGGAUAUGAAAAGAACAAUUGCUAAAGCAUGGAGCGAUGCAAGAUCUGGCAAAGCGGCUGAUCCUUUACAAAGCUAUCGUUGAACGCACGAACCUAGGUAUUCGAGUUAUAAUGUCGUGCAACUGCUGUCUGGUUUCACGUGUGUUCUUGAUGAGUGUCAAGUUAUAUGUGAUGUUAGUUUUGAACUAACAUGUAUUUUUGAUACAUUAUGUAAACUCAGUGUUUAAUAUGAGAGAGUUUUGAGCAGAA
This is a messenger RNA of Salvia hispanica, 894 nucleotides long. Its product is annotated as SGS domain-containing protein. The record is from RefSeq and is a predicted model, not a curated record. NCBI's taxonomy places the organism in Eukaryota, Viridiplantae, Streptophyta, Magnoliopsida, Lamiales, Lamiaceae. Gene Ontology annotation, molecular function: tubulin binding; ubiquitin protein ligase binding; S100 protein binding.